ACCAGUUGAUAUUUUCUUCCCUUCGGACCAGCUGUUCAAGAGCAUCCCGGAACAGAGCCAGACACAGUUGAGAUUUGGCUGGGACCUAACACUGGGGCAGAUUUCUCUGCAGCAAUGUCGGUGUUAGAAGAAAGCCGGCCAUUUGCUCAACAGCUAUCUAAUGUCUAUUUUACAAUACUCUCCCUCUUCUGUUUUAAACUUUUUGUGAAGAUCAGCCUUGCCAUCCUUAGUCAUUUCUACAUCGUGAAAGGCAACCGAAAGGAAGCCGCAAGGAUAGCCGCUGAGUUUUAUGGAGUAAGCCAAGGACAAGGAUCCUGGGCAGAUCGAUCACCACUGCAUGAAGCUGCAAGUCAAGGCCGUCUUCUUGCUCUGAGGACAUUGCUAUCACAAGGUUAUAAUGUAAAUGCAGUAACCAUAGACCAUGUCACUCCACUCCAUGAGGCCUGCCUGGGUGACCACGUGGCCUGUGCAAGGACUCUCCUGGAAGCUGGGGCUAAUGCAAACGCAAUCACCAUAGAUGGCGUGACUCCCUUGUUCAACGCUUGCUCACAAGGCAGCGCAAGCUGUGCAGAACUCCUUUUGGAAUAUGGCGCCAAAGCCCAACUGGAGACCUGUUUUCCAUCUCCAACACAUGAGGCUGCCAGUAAAGGUCACCAUGAAUGUCUCGACAUUUUGAUAGCCUGGGGCAUAGACGUUGACCAAGACAUUCCUCACUUGGGAACUCCUCUUUAUGUAGCUUGUAUGUCACAGCAGUUCCAUUGCAUCUGGAAGCUUCUUUAUGCUGGUGCUGAUGUGCACAAAGGCAAGUACUGGGACACACCACUGCAUGCUGCUGCUCAACAACCCAGUACCGAAAUCGUGAACUUACUGCUAGAAUUUGGAGCAGAUAUCAAUGCAAAGAACACGGAUCUUUUGCGGCCUGUCGACUUGGCUACAUCUAACAGUGCUGUAGAAAGAAUACUUCUUCAACAUGAAGCUACCCCAAGCUCUCUUUGCCAACUGUGCCGACUCUGCAUUCGCAACUACAUAGGAAGACAAAGGUUCCAUCUUAUCCCUCAGCUCCAGUUACCAACAUUGCUGCAGAAUUUCUUACAGUAUCGAUAACACAGAAAAUAGUUUCACAUUCUUAAGAAAUCAAAAUUUUCUAUUUUGGUUUCUUUUUAAAAUAUAGAAGAUAAGGGUGAUGAUACAUAUAACUUCACCCAGGAAAGCGGUAAAAUCUAAGUGGAUUUUCAUCUGAAGAAUACUCAUUGGUACUGUUUAUCAAUUUUUACGGUCUUUGGAUUAUAUUUAAAACAUCUAUACCAUCUCAGCAUUCUUGGUGUAUCUUCUUGACUUAGGGGAAAGAUGGGAAUUUAUUCAUUUUAUGUUUUUUUAUUAUAGAGUGGAAAGAAAAUUGCACACUUUUGCUAAAAUAUUAGUUUAAUUAUAAAUUUCAUCCUAUGUUACAUUUUGAAGGAUCUGUAUUCUCAAAAAUGGUUAACUGUAAUUUCAGAUACUGUCAUUGGUUACCUGUGUUUUUAAUAUUGUCAAAAAUUAGAGCAAUUACUAUGCUUUUUGAAAUAAAGAUGACUUAUGCA
This is a messenger RNA of Mus caroli (Ryukyu mouse), 1580 nucleotides long. RefSeq names its product ankyrin repeat and SOCS box containing 5 (gene Asb5). The record is from RefSeq and is a predicted model, not a curated record. Gene Ontology annotation, biological process: positive regulation of protein catabolic process; intracellular signal transduction; protein ubiquitination. Gene Ontology annotation, molecular function: protein binding. NCBI's taxonomy places the organism in Eukaryota, Metazoa, Chordata, Mammalia, Rodentia, Muridae.